CAUGUUAUCAAGUUUUAUCGUAAUCGAGGUUUCAUUAAACUUCAUUGCUAUCAAGUUCCACCCACUAUCGCGUCGUUAUCAGCUGUCAAGUCUUGCCAUCAAGGUUUGUUGCCGUUAAGUCUCGGCAUCAUCAAAUUUUGCCGUG
Messenger RNA from Racocetra persica, 145 nucleotides. The record is from the annotation of a GenBank genome assembly. Lineage: Eukaryota; Fungi; Glomeromycota; Glomeromycetes; Diversisporales; Gigasporaceae.